GUGCGCAAUCACAACGAACGGGACAGAACAGAUUCGUCUCCAAUAUCAUCCUUCGCAGAAUGAAACUAGGGACUGUAGUUGCCAUAUUUGUCAUGGCAGCCCUGGGCAACGAUCGGAACAGGGGCACAUCGGCAUUUGGACCCGUUUCGAAGAGAGUGGACCCGGUACAAGAAAAUAAGAAGAUCACGCUGAGGAACCAUCUACGGUUAUCCUCCCGCGAAAUACUUACCCUGAACAGUGCUCCUACUGAAGAACGCCUACCACUGAGUCAUCAGAACAGGUUUUUUCUUGAAUUUGAUUUCAACAACUUCAAUGGAGAUUGUGCGGCCAACGCUCACUACGGUCCCACGAUUAAACGGGGUUCACUGUUACGGCUAUGCGACAAUGUUCUUAAUCCGACAAUCCAAAUCGACAGUGACACAUUGAUCUUGACCAAGCAAGAGCAUGAUUUAGUGAUUGAAUUGACGAGCCGUGAUGGAACCACGCUCUAUGCCAACGUUACAUACAAGCUUUAUCCAUAUGUCUUGGGACAAGAAAUGCUUUGCACAAAACCUGAAGAUUGUCCAUACACGGGCACGGAAUGCAAGAAUUCUAAAUGUCUUUGCAAGCCGGACUACGUAUGGCGCCCUAAGGUCAAUACCUGCUUCAAGAACUGCUCACAAACCAAUCUAUGCCCUGCAUCCGCUGACUGCUGGGUAGGAGUCUGCUCAUGCUACCCCGGUAAAAAGCCGGUGAGCGGGAACUGCCAGUCUUCCGAGUGUUCAUCUACCUCUGACUGUGUUGGAGUCAACACCGGCUGCAUUAGCGGGGUCUGCCGUUGCGGCGGUGCCUACACGAAGACGGGCAACCUGGGAGACUGUGAACCAGCUAUCGCCUGCACCGAUCACAGUGACUGUGCAUUCUGGGGGAGCAUGUUGUGCACCGUCUUCAAGAGAUGUGAAUGCUUUAAGAACUCCACUUUCUUCGACGGCUCCUGUACUCCAAAUCAACACUUGGGAUGGUGUCCUUAUGGUGUGUGCUACACUGACAAUUCCGAAUGCGACAAAGGCCUAUGCAGAUGCAAGCCUGACUACACCCAGAAAUGGGGCAUUGCGAGGUCAUGCGCCAAGAAAGAGGAACAGACGUCGGAGCAGGAAUGUACGACGGACGAAGACUGUGGAACUGGAGGCCAGAUAUGCGAAGAAGUGGAAGGUGAAGAUAGAGGCGUUUGCCGCUGCCCAAAAAACAAGCAACUCCAAGGUCUCAAAUGCGUAGAUAUUCCUCGGAAGGUGAGAAAGCUGAACCUGAAGGUUGUCUUCUGGGUAACCAUGGUCUUCGUGGGACUUGUAGUGGAGCUAUUGUGCUUCGGUGGAUGUCUUUACGUGAUGCACGUGAGAGCGCAGAAUGAAGUUGAUGCCCUGGUCCAGCAGCUUCAAGUCACCGAAGACUUCGAAAUCGCCGGCGAUUCCGGCUGACCAAAAAUAGUUUAAAUAGCACGCAGUACUUGACUAAUUCAUUUUAUUCAUCUUACCAAGGAACUAAAAUAAAUUUUGUGUCUCAA
Messenger RNA from Ornithodoros turicata, 1540 nucleotides. RefSeq lists its product as uncharacterized. The transcript has 10 exons. The coding region runs from base 60 to 1454 and encodes 464 amino acids. NCBI's taxonomy places the organism in Eukaryota, Metazoa, Arthropoda, Arachnida, Ixodida, Argasidae. The record is from RefSeq and is a predicted model, not a curated record.